Messenger RNA from Cokeromyces recurvatus, 1667 nucleotides. Its product is annotated as transmembrane amino acid transporter protein-domain-containing protein. NCBI's taxonomy places the organism in Eukaryota, Fungi, Mucoromycota, Mucoromycetes, Mucorales, Mucoraceae. Gene Ontology annotation, molecular function: amino acid transmembrane transporter activity. Gene Ontology annotation, cellular component: vacuolar membrane. The record is from RefSeq and is a predicted model, not a curated record. The transcript has a single exon. The coding region runs from base 152 to 1468 and encodes 438 amino acids. Gene Ontology annotation, biological process: amino acid transmembrane transport.
AUAAUAAUAAUAAUAAUAAAAAUAAUAAAAUAAUAAUACUUAAUAUUUUACAUAUAAAUAGACAUACACACAUACACAUUAGAUAUAGUAUAGACUUGUAUAAUUUACAUAUAAACUUACAUUUAUAUCACACAUAUUAAAUUCUUCACUAAUGGCAACUGAAAUUUACGAGGCUUCUAUUAAAUCAGAAAAAUUUAAAGUUGAUUCAACUGUUAUUGACGAUUAUGUUGAAGAAGAUCGUUCUGCUAGUAUUACAAAUGAAUUCGGACAUGGAAAAGGUAGUUUCUUAACUGCUUAUUUUAAUAUUGUUUGCGUUGUCGCUGGUACUGGUACAUUGGGUCUUCCAAAGGCAUUUGCCGAUGGUGGUUGGCUUGGCAUUUUAAUUUUAAUUUUGGCUUAUUUGAUGGCUGUUUAUUCUGGUAUUAUUCUUAUUCGUUGUUUAUAUUAUAAGCCUGGACAUCGUCUUUCUGACUAUAAACAAAUCGGUACGGCUUCAUUUGGAUGGGUUGGUUAUAUAAUUGCUUCAUCACUUCAUUUAUUGAAUUUGUUUGGUUGUCCUGCUCUUUAUCUUGUCUUGGCUAGCGGUAAUAUGACAGCUAUGCUAAAGGGUACUCCAGGUGAAUUAAAUUAUAAAAUCUGGGCUAUCAUCUGGGGUGCAUUUCUCUUGAUUCCUUCUUUAAUCUUAAAGACCUUGAAAGAAGUUACUGCUAUCGCUGCUAUAGGUGCUGUAUGUACGAUGGUUGCUGUCUUUAUUGUCUUGAUUCAAGGUCCUAUUCAGUUUCAUCAUGCUACAGAACCUGUUAUUCAUGAUUCAGUUAUUUGGACUGGUUUCCCAAUAGCUCUCUCUACAAUUGCUUUCUCCUUUGGUGGUAAUAAUACGUAUCCUCAUGUUGAACAUGCUUUAAAGAAACCACAUCAAUGGAAGUACGCCGUAACUGCUGGUCUCUCUACCUGUACUAUUCUUUAUUUCUUAACUGCUAUUCCUGGUUAUUAUUCCUUUGGUAGAAACACAACUUCUCCUAUCUACAAUAACUUUUCUGGUGCCCCUCAAUUGAUUUCUAUGAUCGUCAUGACCAUUCACGUUAUUUUCGCUAUUCCUAUUUAUUCUACUUCAUUUUCACUUGAAUUUGAACAAUUUAUAAAUUGUACAGAUGAAAAAUUAGGUAAACUAGGUUCUUGGAUAGGUCGUGCUAUCAUUCGUACUGCAACUAUGGUUAUCCUUGUUAUCUUGGCUGCCUUCAUUCCCUUCUUUGAUGACUUUAUGGGUCUUAUUGGUGCUUUAGCUAACUGUGGUCUGGUUUUCCUUUUACCCAUCCUUUGUUAUCUUAAAUUAACCGGUUUGCGUAAUAAGCCAUGGUAUGAACUUUUAUUCUGUUUAUUUACUCUUUUCUUGGGUGUCGUUGGUUGUGUAUUUGGUACCAUAUCAGCUAUUAAGGCUUUAAUUGCUGAUUUCCAAAGUCAGCAUUAAGUGUGUGUGUAUCUAUUAUAACCAGCUUAUUUUGUAAAUAGUUUAAUAUGUAUGCAUAUAUAUAUAUACACUACACAUCGUGUUAUAUCCAUGUAUAUAAUAUUAUAUGUAGGUUUAUUGUAAAUAAUAUGAUUUAAUCCUUAUAUUUUUUUUCUUCAAAAAGUAAUAAUAAAAAAAAAAAGAUGGUCAGAAUAUAAAA